This is a messenger RNA of Rhodotorula graminis WP1, 720 nucleotides long. RefSeq lists its product as uncharacterized. Bases 89 to 490 code for a protein of 133 amino acids. NCBI's taxonomy places the organism in Eukaryota, Fungi, Basidiomycota, Microbotryomycetes, Sporidiobolales, Sporidiobolaceae. The transcript is spliced from 6 exons. The record is from RefSeq and is a predicted model, not a curated record.
CGCCCACCACUCAAGUCCGCCUGCCGACUUGCUUUCCUCCCUCGUCUCUCUCACUCGACACUACCUUAUCGCCUCUCUACCUCUCACUAUGCCCAAGGAGUCCAAGACCCGCUCUGGCAAGGCCACCGCCGCCGCCAAGCCCAAGAAGGACCCCAACGCGCCCAAGCGUCCCCUCUCGGCGUACAUGCACUUCUCGCAGGACAAGCGCUCCGAGGUCAAGGAGGAGAACCCCGACGUGACGUUCGGCGAGAUCGGCAAGCUCCUCGGCGCCAAGUGGAAGGAGGCCACCGACGACGAGAAGAAGCCGUACCAGGCCAAGGCUGAGGCCGACAAGGAGCGCUACGAGAAGGAGAAGUCGGCGUACGACGAGGAGAACCCGGACCAGGCCAAGCCCGCGUCGAAGAAGAAGGCGCCGGCCAAGAAGGCCAAGAAGGCCUCGAGCGACGAGGAGUCGGCCGGCGACGCCAAGGACGACUCGGACGACGAGUAGAUAUACCGUCACCGUGUUCUCUUCGUCCAGCUUCCCCUUCCCGUCUUCUUCCCGACGGCAUCGACCGCCUCAUCGGCAUGCCUCGCCGUCGUCGAUACCCCUUCUCGCUUUCACCCCGCGUUGUAGUUCCCGCCCCUCCUGCCCCUGACUAUCAGUGCUGUGCCCCCCAAAUGUGUGUGUGUGCGACUUGUCUGUGUGCCAACGCCGCUGAAAGAGUUGCCCUCACCCUC